Messenger RNA from Pseudo-nitzschia multistriata, 2928 nucleotides. The record is from the annotation of a GenBank genome assembly. Lineage: Eukaryota; Bacillariophyta; Bacillariophyceae; Bacillariales; Bacillariaceae.
ACCGAACAUUACUGUAUCGUUUGCUACGGAACGUUGUGUACUCAUUGACGGAACAGCAACUCGUGCCUGAGGCGUCCAAUAGUUUAAAAGAUGUUCUGCUUCAGAUUUUCUGCAACCAAAAAGAAGUCGUUCAUCACGGUGACAAAUGCGGUGAUGAUAUCUUUGAUAUACUGCAUUAUAAUAUUUUCAUCGGGAACGACCGCCCAAAGAGCGGCCGUUGGGAUAGGUUCAAAGCUGAAAAAGACCUUUGGUGGUGGUGCUAGCAGUGAUGGUUUUUUAUUUUCUGGCAAGAGGCAGAAGACUUACAUAGAAGGUGAGGGAAACGAAGACGACGAAGGCUUCGGUACCAAUUGGGUGCUGAUAGAGACGCUAUGUGAUGUCUCGAGGGAAAGCAUUGGAAUCGCCGCGACAAUGCUUGCCAUGGUAUUUGGGUUGCUUUAUCUGUUUCUUAUGGGGCGACCAGAAUUGGAGAGGAUUGAACAAAAGAAUACUGAUGGUGAGUGCCGAGUUCUAGCUUGGUUACCAAAAGUAUUUUAGUUCUGUUCUGAGAGGCGACAUCAGGCAUUAUGUGUUCAAUUUUAUUUCGCUACCUGGAACAAGAUCGCUUUCUCGCCGCGUGUUUUGUAAGCCGCUGUGGAUUGAGGUAGUACACUUUCUUGGAGAAGAAUGGUUUACUAAUAAUUUUUGAUAAUUGUGAAUAUAUUGAUUGCUUGAUCCGUCUUCGUUUCCACCAGAGGGCGAAAUCAUCGUGCAAGAUGAUCACAUAAAGACGAUGAAAAAAAUGGAUUUAGGCUUUCGUGGAUUCCGUAUGGAAUUGAAGGGAAAGAAAAAAGAUCAGAAGAAUCGCUUAAUAUUGGAUGGAAGUAUUCGUGGCCGAGCUCGUCCGGGCCGAAUGCUGGCAAUCAUGGGACCAAGUGGUGAGUCAUAUUGUUGUAUUGAUUGCUUGUUCUUCAAUUCUAUGCCAUGCAGAGCUCACAAGUGUUUCUUCACAUCAAAUUUUGGGGUCAAUUCUGCAGGUGCUGGGAAGUCUUCGGUUAUGCAUGCAUUGGCCGGAAAAGUGAAUGCAUCGCCCAAAAUCGAACUGGAGGGAUCGAGAUACAUCAAUGGAGAUACAAUCACGGGAGAAUCACAAAUUCCCGCCGCGUUCGUAAAACAGGAAUUCAACUUUUUUCCUCAUAUGACCGUAAGAGAAACACUGGCGUUUCGGGUGGAACUAAAACUUGGUAGUCUAAUUUCCAAGAAAGCGCAAGCGGAACGGGUCGAGGAACUCAUCAAUGAUUUGAGUCUUGGAAGAGCUGCUGACACGAUUGUCGGAGAUGCAAAGGUCCGUGGUAUAUCUGGAGGAGAGCGCCGCCGACUUGCGAUUGCGUGCGAGCUCGUUUCCAAUCCCUCUGUCAUUUUCUUGGAUGAACCAACUUCCGGCCUAGACAGUACCGCAGCCGCCACACUUGUUACCGCGUUGAGAAAACUUGCAGAUUCGGGUGAAACUGUUGUUGCCGUUAUCCAUCAACCGAGCCAACACGUCUUUUCCUCCUUCGAUGAUUUACUACUGGUUUCCGAAGGGAAGCAGAUGUACUUUGGCGAAACCUCAAAAGUUCGAGAUUACAUGGAUAGACAUGUAACAAGAGCCUCUGGCGAAAUGGGGUGAGAUUUGAGUUGAAGUCGCGUUUUAUUCGUUGUAUCAUGUCCGUUAUCAAUCAACUCAUUGCAGUCUUUCCAAAAAUUACAACAGGACGGCAGAACACGUACUAAACUGUAUAUCAAGAAGUGCAAUGCCAGGAGAGAGCGCAGAAGAUGUGUCUAGAAGGAUCGAUAAAUUGGCAUCUCUUGCAGAAGAACAAGAAAUUGAUUUGGGAGAAAAAUCGGUUUCAGACAAUACUGUCAAAAGCUAUCGUGGAGAUUCUAACGUGCGUCGAGCCAACAUUUUCGUCCAAUUCAAGCUUUUACUACGGCGAUCUCUCCGGGAAAAUUUUAGGAGCAAAGCAUCCUUAAUAAUCAAAUUUGUGCAGCAGAUCUCGUUGGGUUUAAUUUAUGGAACCAUUUAUCACCUUGGAGAUGAUCAAGCAAGUAUUAUGGACCGCUUUGGCUUGCUAUCUCUGAUCGCUAUUGGUGGUAGUAAUAUGGCAAUGGCUUCAACUAUACGUUCAUUUCCAAAGGAGAAGGCCAUUGUCUCGGGCGAGCUUGGGGACCACAUGUACGGAACGCUUCCGUAUUUUAUCGGUAAGGCAAUAUCCGAGAUUCCCCUUACCGCAUUCUUUAAUUCCCUCUUUGGUGUUUUGGUCUCGUCGUUAACGGGCCUCAACAACACUCUUCAAAAGAUGAAACGCUUCUUGGGGCUCGUUUCUCUCCACGGAUUGGCUGGACAAUCAGCUGGACUCAUGAUCGGCGCUGUUGCUCCGAAUCAAGAUGCAGCACUGGCACUUUUCCCUGCAAUUAUGGUGUUGAAUAUUAUUUUUGACGGUAAGAACAUAUCUGAAGAAAAUACUCCUAGGUUUCUUCGAUGGCUUCCAAAAGUUGGAUUGAUCAAGUGGGGUUUUGAAGGCAUGAGUUUGAAUGAAUUCGAGGGAUUGACUUUCAACACUUCUGGGCCACGGAGAGGCCCAGUCGCUAAGAACGGUGAUGACGCCCUUGCUAGAUUUGGACUAGGAAACAAUUCUCUAUCGACAGUGGUGAAGGCUCAAACUCUCAUCAUAUCUACCUCUUGGGUCAUGAGUUAUCUCGGAUUGACGCUGACACGCCAAAAGUUCCAGACGAUGGAGAAACCAGAUAAAAAUAAUGGAGAUUAACAAAAAAGUUUCCAUUACGCUGCUAUUAUUCAUUCUGAAAAUUUACUAUUGAUGGCAUUUAUCUGAGUUGUACAAAUCAGGGGCAAAAUAAUAUCAAGUGGAAUUAAUCUUUGUUUUCUAGAGAUAAAAAAUUACCUUCGAC